AUGAGUCGUGCUGCACCAACAGAAGAGGGAACGAAAGAGGCUGGUGGUGAUCCUGAGAGUAACCCUGUGGAGGAGGAGGAUGUCCGCCGAGCUGAUGAAUUCACGUCGGACAUGGAGAAGUUCAGCGCAAAUGGGAGUGGGUGGAAGGCUUAUGCGGAUAAAGAAGAGGUGAUAGCAUGCAGUAAGGAUGUUGCCAGUGAUGUUAUGGCUCGAGCGCUCGUCCUUGGGGAGAAGGGGAGGACCCAAUCGAUCAGCGCACAGACUCACAUAGCGGAUGUCUGCGUGAGACUCACUGGAAACAAGCUCAUCAGACUGGGUAAGGGGUUGGCCCUGUUCCAGAGGAGGCCGAUAAGAGUCUUGAUCUGGCUCGGCUGA
Messenger RNA from Perkinsus marinus ATCC 50983, 375 nucleotides. RefSeq lists its product as hypothetical. The transcript is spliced from 3 exons. The record is from RefSeq and is a predicted model, not a curated record. Lineage: Eukaryota; Perkinsozoa; Perkinsida; Perkinsidae. Bases 1 to 375 code for a protein of 124 amino acids.